AUGGAGGGCUCCGGUCAAGUCGAGCAAACUCAGACGCUGAACACAACUAAUGACACGUAUAAUACAGAUCCAUCAACGACGGACGAAAGCGCAGAGAGUCUCGCCUACCAGAUCACCCUAGCAGCGAUUCUCUCCGUUAUCACCCUUGCCACCACUUUAUCCAAUGCAUUCGUCAUUGCAGUCAUCUCCCAAUCUAGGAAGCUUCAAACUCCGGCGAACUUUUUGAUCGCUUCCCUCGCCGUCACCGAUCUACUGGUGUCUAUUUUGGUGAUGCCCAUAUGUGUCCUGUACACGGUGAUUCACACCUGGACACUGGGGCAAGUUAUAUGCGACAUCUGGCUCUCCUCAGACAUAACGUGUUGCACUGCGUCGAUUCUCCACCUGUGCGUAAUCGCCUUGGAUAGGUACUGGGCCAUCACUGACGCGGUGGAGUACUCCAAAAAGCGCACGCCGGGACGCGCAGCCGGGAUGGUGGCUACAGCCUGGGUCAUCGCCAUCUCCAUCUCCCUGCCUCCGCUCUUCUGGAGGCAGGUGAAGGCGGAGGAGCUGACGAGCUGCAGCGUCAACACGGAUCAUAUUUUCUACACCAUCUACUCCACUUUUGGGGCGUUCUACAUCCCCACCUUGCUGCUUAUUGUCCUCUACGGACGGAUAUACGUCGAAGCGCGCAAGAGGAUCCUGAAGCAGUCCCCCAAGAAAGUGGGGAAGAGACUCACCUCGGCGCACCUGGUCACCAACUCUCCAGGAUCCGUGGCGUCCACCACGCCUCUGCAGUGCGGGAGACACGACGUGCACUUCAGCGACACCGGGUCUUCCGCGAGUGAAAACCAAGUGAAAGUGACAGUGUCAGACGCACUUUUGGAGAAAAAGCGCAUUUCAGCAGCCAGGGAGAGGAAAGCCACAAAGACACUGGGGAUAAUCCUCGGCGCCUAUAUAGUUUGCUGGUUACCGUUUUUCAUCUACACGCUGGUGGUGGCGACAUGUGAUGCAUGUUUCUAUCCCGAGUUAUUUGACUUUUUCACCUGGCUGGGCUACCUGAACUCCCUGAUCAAUCCCAUCAUUUACACAAUGUCCAAUGAUGACUUCAAGAAAGCUUUCCACAAUGUUGUGCGCUUCAGAUGUUGCAGGUCGUGA
Myripristis murdjan (pinecone soldierfish) is the source of this 1134-nucleotide messenger RNA. RefSeq names its product 5-hydroxytryptamine (serotonin) receptor 1B (gene htr1b). Lineage: Eukaryota; Metazoa; Chordata; Actinopteri; Holocentriformes; Holocentridae. The coding region runs from base 1 to 1134 and encodes 377 amino acids. Gene Ontology annotation, cellular component: plasma membrane. Gene Ontology annotation, molecular function: G protein-coupled serotonin receptor activity. The transcript has a single exon. Gene Ontology annotation, biological process: regulation of behavior; vasoconstriction; bone remodeling. The record is from RefSeq and is a predicted model, not a curated record.